CCCACCUCCCUCUGCACCCAGGGAAGGUUUAUUAAACUAGAGCACAGCAGACACUCAGUUUCUGUACGUAACAUUUUAAGUUACCUACAUUUGACUUUCCUCAUUUCACAACCCACACUCCUACCCCUAAAACUACACAUGCUUCACCCACAGAACCAUUACCUCACAGCCUUUUAUUUCCUUUUCUUUUAGACCGAACCUUUUAAGCUACUUAAAAAAAAAUAUUCCCCAGCACACUGUUAUCUCUGGUUAUAGUACCAGGAAGGAGUGCUGGGGCCAAAUGAGGCACAAUGGAAUUUGCUGUGGGGAAACCCGCUGAUGCCAGUGGAACCCGCCCUGUGAAUUCCCGUGGCUYGUGCCACCCCUUUAUAAGCAGGUGCAGGUGUGCCAGGACAAGCAGGCAGCAGCCAGCCAGACACUCAGCAGAGCACUGCCUGUUUGUGGAGAGGGAAUGACUGGCUGCAGCAGCAAGAGCAUGGUCCUGCUUUCCCUGCUGGGGCUGCUGGUGCUGCUCCUGUGCGGCACCUCGCAAGCACAAAGCAACCAGGAUUGCUGCCUGUCUUACACCAAAGUGCGCCUGCCUCGGUGGGCCCUGAAGGGUUACACUGAACAGCUCUCCAGUGAGGUCUGCGACAUCCCUGCCAUCAUUUUUCAUACCUCCAGUGGGCUGAACGCCUGUGUGAAUCCUAAGGAAGGCUGGGUGAAGAAACAUCUUCUUUUUCUGAGCCACAGGCUCAGGAAGAUGUCAGCCUGAAAGAGUUUCCAGCAAGGAACUAAGCAGUAACAGAAUGGCUGAAGCACCUUGAGGUUUAAGCUCAUGGCUGAGAUUGUUUGUACACUGUUGUGCACUCACCUCCAACUCCAGCUUCUUCGGAACCACUGAACGUCUCAAAUUGAUUCAUAUUGCACUGUUUUGCUUGAAAUAAGCAUGUUGUUAAAGCUUUUAUUGUUACUUAUAUGUGUGUGUUACUGAUAUGAUGAGCACUGUUUAGCAAGGAAUACUUUAGGCUAAAUAAGUUGAAAAGUGAAUUUUAUUAAGUUUAUUGCAUGUUAUUUUUGGUUUUUUUUCAGCAUGUAUAAAGAAGGUUAUUUAUUUUGUUUAUUUUGUUAUUGCCUUGUGCCAAAAUGUUUCCUUUAAGGUGCAGUUAGCAUUACAGUACUUCUUCAACUAUUAUUAAAUGAAGUAUAUUUGUAGAAAAAAAAAAGGAAAUUAUGGCGUUAAAAAAAAAAU
Messenger RNA from Malurus melanocephalus (red-backed fairy wren), 1231 nucleotides. It is a transcript of the gene CCL20, whose product is annotated as C-C motif chemokine ligand 20. NCBI's taxonomy places the organism in Eukaryota, Metazoa, Chordata, Aves, Passeriformes, Maluridae. The coding region runs from base 452 to 754 and encodes 100 amino acids. Gene Ontology annotation, cellular component: extracellular region. Gene Ontology annotation, molecular function: chemokine activity; CCR chemokine receptor binding. The record is from RefSeq and is a predicted model, not a curated record. The transcript has 4 exons. Gene Ontology annotation, biological process: neutrophil chemotaxis; positive regulation of GTPase activity; cellular response to type II interferon.